CGAUUCAAUUGGGGACUCCGAUUGCGACAUCCACUUUCGGAGGCAUCAUAUGCACACGUCUCACAGUUGAAUACACUGACGGUUUCAGUUACUGGUGGCUGCGAUGAGCGCAUGCGGGCCGCAGUGCCAACUGAAUCUAUGAAAGAAGAAUACACGUUGGAAAUUGCAAAUGGCCAUAUCCAUAUCGCUGCACCGGAAGUGUGGGGUGCGAUGCACGCAUUGAACACAGUUGUGCAGCUCGCUUACUUCUCUAGGACUCAUCAGGUCUUUUUGAAAGGCGUGAAAAUUGAGGACUCGCCCAGAUUUCCGUUUCGUAGUUUUCUGAUUGACACAUCUCGACAUUAUAUUUCUACUCAAAAAAUGAAAGAUUUCCUCGAAGCCAUGGCGUUUGUGAAAAUGAACAUAUUUCACUGGCACAUUGUUGACGACCCUUCAUUUCCUUUUGAAUCUUCGACAUAUCCGGGUCUUUCGGGAAAGGGGGCUUAUGAUCCAUCGGCUGCUGUUUAUACAAUUGACGAUGUGAAGGACAUUAUCGAAUUCGGCAGACUACGUGGAAUACGUGUGAUGUCCGAGUUCGAUACACCAGGCCACACACAGUCCUGGGGCAAAGGAUAUCCCCAUAUCCUCGCGCAGUGUUUCAAGGGCGGAAUGCCCAACGGUGAAUUUGGACCAGUUGAUCCAUCAAGGAAUUCCACCUACGAAUUCAUGAGGGCUCUAUUUAACGAGGUUACGAGUAUGUUCCCAAAGAACUACCUCCAUCUCGGUGGAGAUGAGGUUGACUUCGCCUGCUGGCAGUCAAAUCCAAACAUCACAACUUUUGUGGAGCAAAUGCAAUUUGGUAAGGACUAUAAGAAGCUGGAAAGCUACUAUAUUGCUCGACUACUGUCAAUUUUGCAAAGUCUACCGAGUUCGGAACGGAAAUUGAGAUCGGUAGUUUGGCAGGAGGUGUUUAACAACGCACCGGAAGUUUCCAAGGAUGUGACGGUUCAUGUUUGGAUCGAUUCGCACUGGGAUACGGAACUCAGAAAGAUCACUGCGGCCGGUCAUGAGGCUGUUUUCUCCGCCUGCUGGUACCUCAACGUAAUAGGCUAUGGUGAAGACUGGCCAAAGUACUAUACCUGCGACCCCGGGACUUUCACAGCAGACGAAAAGCAAAGAGCUCUUCUGAAGGGUGGUGGCGCAACAAUGUGGUCCGAAUACGUUGACGAAACCAAUUUACUUUCACGCUCAUGGCCUAGAGGAGCGCCAGUUGCGGAACGGCUCUGGAGUCCUGCAUCGGCCGCCGAUGUGAGGGAAUUCCGUCCCCGAAUGGAGGAAAUACGCUGCAGAUUUCGAGACUUGGUGAUUUUCGUGACCACACCUUCUGUUGACCGUAAACAAUCGGCUGCAGAAACGGUCUCCUGCAUCUGUCCAAUCUGGUGCAAGCUAAACACCCAGCGACAGAGCGACGUAGACGAUUAUACACAUAACGAGAUGCAUUUGCAUUCUCACUGCCGAGCUGUCGCUCACUGGGUCUGUCUGAUGAAAAUGCAGUUGCCAUUUUUCGUGCUCCUCCUUCUGUCUAGCGCAAAGAGCCUCAUUCCGAAGCCGUUGAAGAUCGAAUUUACUGAUGAAGCCGUGGCCAUUCCUAUCACGUUUAACUGGACAACCAAUGUCCGCGACUGCUUUAUAUUAAACGACGCAAUCAAGCGAUUCAAUUGGGGACUCCGACUGCGACAUCCACUUUCGGAGGCAUCAUAUGCACACGUCUCACAGUUGAAUACACUGACGAUAUCAAUAACUGAUGGCUGUGAUGAACGCAUGCGGGCCGCAGUGCCGACUGACUCUAUGAAAGAAGAAUACACGUUGGAAAUUGCAAAUGGCCAUAUCCAUAUCGCUGCACCGGAAGUGUGGGGUGCGAUGCACGCAUUGAACACAGUUGUGCAGCUCGCUUACUUCUCUAGGACUCAUCAGGUCUUUUUGAAAGGCGUGAAAAUUGAGGACUCGCCCAGAUUUCCGUUUCGUAGUUUUCUGAUUGAUACAUCUCGACAUUAUAUUUCUACUCAAAAAAUGAAGGAUUUCCUCGUAACUUCCAGCCCUUUUUACUUCUAUAACCAAUUCGACCUAAGGAAGCCAUGGCGUAUGUGA
Messenger RNA from Dibothriocephalus latus, 2127 nucleotides. Lineage: Eukaryota; Metazoa; Platyhelminthes; Cestoda; Diphyllobothriidea; Diphyllobothriidae. The record is from the annotation of a GenBank genome assembly.